AUGUUUGACUUUCUUAUAACAUUGUUUUUCAGCUUUCUUUUUCUUAUGUUGUGCAAUCUUUCUAUUUGCAUUUCUCACAAUGAGUAUACCUUCUACUUGAACCUGCUGAUGUGUAUUUUUGAUGCUACAGUGUUUGACUGCAAGGUAGUAACCCUUAAUUUCACACUCUUUUAUAGCAUUGAGUUUCAUCUCUCCUCAAUUAUCUUUGGAGAGAAUAAUUAUGAAGAGGCAAUAAUUGAGCAGCUUGAUUGA
Histoplasma mississippiense is the source of this 252-nucleotide messenger RNA. RefSeq lists its product with no specific name. NCBI's taxonomy places the organism in Eukaryota, Fungi, Ascomycota, Eurotiomycetes, Onygenales, Ajellomycetaceae. The record is from RefSeq and is a predicted model, not a curated record. Bases 1 to 252 code for a protein of 83 amino acids. The transcript has 2 exons.